This is a messenger RNA of Penaeus indicus, 5375 nucleotides long. RefSeq names its product myotubularin-related protein 2-like (gene mtm). Lineage: Eukaryota; Metazoa; Arthropoda; Malacostraca; Decapoda; Penaeidae. The transcript has 15 exons. Gene Ontology annotation, molecular function: phosphatidylinositol-3,5-bisphosphate 3-phosphatase activity; phosphatidylinositol-3-phosphate phosphatase activity. Gene Ontology annotation, cellular component: membrane; cytoplasm. The record is from RefSeq and is a predicted model, not a curated record. Gene Ontology annotation, biological process: phosphatidylinositol dephosphorylation. Bases 2434 to 4740 code for a protein of 768 amino acids.
GAUCUCUGGCCGUGUGAGGGUGACUUUGUCUCUGAGCAAUGAUGUGCAGCAGAUAUUUUUGUCAUUUUACAUAUGAGGCCACUUCAGCUGUACCUGUGUUGUUUAUUACUUUAUUUUUAUGUUCUAUAAGAUGGCAUUGUGUAUUUGAUACUGGAAUAUCUAACCCCAGAUUGUGGACAUCAUGUAAAUAUUUGAUAAUUUAUUUAAGUGUUGAAGAAUUUAAAUUUUCCAUUGAUGAAAUUAUGGAUUGGAUUAUAUUUUGCAAAAUCUAUUUCUAUAUUUUAUUGUUCGUGUUGAAUAUUUUAGUCUACUUAAUAGUUAGUGUAUAAAAAAUUGGUGCACAUUAAUGUAGUAUUAGUAAAUAAUAUGAACACUUUGUUUUAUAGUUAAAUUUGAAGGUACAUUUUUUCAAACUGAGUAGAUCUGUUAUGCUUGCCUGAGUUGUGUGUCUAAUUAUAUAGGAUAUACUUAGUGGAAAUUAUUAUAAAGUAGAUAGCUGCUCCCCUGAAAUUAUGAUCAUAAUAUCAUUAACCCAGUGCCGCUGCGGAUGGCAUGUAUGUAUAUGCUAUGCCCACUGUGAGUUAAGUUUAUAAAUUGUCUUUACACAUAGAUGGCUCAACAGUACUAAGUUACCAAUGAACCAAUUGCAAGUACCACCUAUCCCACCUGUUUACACUUUUCCUAGAUUUUUGGAAAUAGUUUCUGUUAGGCUAUAUUUCUUUUAGUAAUAAUUAUGUCUAUAGUAAUAGUAGAUAAUAAUAACAGCAUCAAUAGUGAUAGCAUUAUUUAAAAAAGAAAGAAAAAAAAAUCUAACCAACUCAAGGAAAGGUGAAAUCAGGUGAGGUCACAAUGUCUGUUAAUUAACUCUUUUGUAGCCAAGCAUUUUUGAAGCCAUCUUUGUGCAGACACAUUUCACAAAACAAUACUACAGUGAAGGCCGCAUUUUCCUGGCAACAUAGGGUUUUAGAGAAGGAAAAAGUCUUUCUACCAAGAUCUUCCUUUCUUGAUUACUUUACCCCCAAGACUUCUCUUAGACUGUCAUUUCCUUUACUUGCAUUCUCCAGAUACACCCAAACUUAAUAAAAUUUUGUCUUGUGGAUAUUUGCCAGUUUCUGACACAUAUACUCACUACUGAAAUAGAUGAGUUUUUUUGUGUUGUUAGAAAAAUAUCCACUUAAAACUCUGGCUAUCCAUUUCUUUAUUGUUGAAAGCUGUGUACAUAAACUUUUUACCUGGAAGUCAAACCCCUAUUCCCUGCUUCAUAUGCUUAUUAUAUCACUAAAUGCAAAAUUGCUUAAAUAUGCAGCUUGAUAAAUGUACCAUACUUCAGAAGAUAUUUCAUCUUUACCUGAUUCAGUCAUUUCUUUUGGGCCACUUUAAACGUUAUAAUAUUCUGAAAGCCUAAAGCAUGCAGUUUUGGAUAUUAAAGUAUACAAUAGUAUAAAAUAAUGCAUAUUAAGGCCAGAUAAUACUUAUAAAGUGAAAUAAUGGAUUCUGAUAGAUUUCUAGGCCUCUUAUAGCUGGGCAUGCCUAUCGCCAUUGUGAAAAACCAACUUAUUAUGACGGGUAUGGCUCUAGGUGUCAUGUCUUGCUAAAGUGAGUCCAUUGGGAAGUUCCACUAUAUGCAGCAAACUCCCUGGCCAAAAGGCUAUACAAUUGCCAGAAGUCACCAGAAUGAGUGACACACAAAUUCCUGGCAUCAGCAAUGUAGAGUUAAAGAGAAGGCUUGUGAUAUAGAAAGGAUUGUUAAUGCUGGAAAUGAGAUCAAAACUAUUUAUAGAUAUUCUUAUCACUGAUGUAGCUCAGAUUUUGGUAAGAUGUAGUUAAUGUAACCAUAAGUCUUCACUACAAUGAGUCUUUUUUUACUGGUAAUAAUCCUUUAAAUGUGUUAUUCAUAGAGUUAAAGAUUACUGUGUGCCGCCCCCUUGGAUAGAUAAUUUUUCAUAUCUGCAAGACAAGUAUUCACUAAGAUUCUGAUAAUACACUUGAUACUAAUGGCAUUACAGAGAUAAUUUAUCUUUAUGAUUUAUUAUGCAGCACAAGGUAAACACAUUGGAUUGGGGAAAAUAGAGCAUGAUAUUGUUUUCUUUUGUUUUUCAGUGCAUAAAAGAACUUAGUAAGAGAUAUGAAAAAUGUUGUAUACUAGUAUUGCCAAUUAUAUAAUCAUAUGUGAUUUAUUUUAAUAUCAAAUGUAAAUAUUCCUUUGAUAUGCUGCUAUCCUGACUGCUUUGCUAUACAUUCCAUUUCAAUAUAAGUCACCAUCAUGCUUUGAAAAUACUGAACUUUAUAGUGUAAAAUGUAAUACAAAUGGAAUGGCAAGAAACUGAAAGAGUGCUUGAACUACUACAUAUAGCUUAAUGCUUUACCAGAAUGCAGUCUUGCAUAUGGCUGCAGGAAGAAUGAAUGCAAUUCUGUAAAUGUAAGUGUUAGCUGAUGACAACAGUGAACAUAAUGGACUGUGUCUUCAUUUACAGAACUGCAACAUAUUCCGAGAAGCUCCAUUUAUUGCAGGGUGACAAGAAGAAUCAUGUAUCUGCCCAGUCAGUCUCCCUGUGUGGCAGGGUUAUGUUCUCUGGCGGAGGAAUUGAAAAACGAGGCAUAAGCAAAGCCGUGAACAAGCGCAGCAGCAGCAGGAGAAGCAGCAGCAGCAGCACCGGCAGCGGCAGCACCAGCGGAAGCAGUAGCGGAAGUGGCAGCAGCAGUGGAAGCAGCAGCGAGAGUGGCCGCAGCAACAACAGUGGCAGCAGCAGUGGCAGCGGCAGCGGAAGUGGCAGCGGCAGCACCCCCCUCGGCUCCCCCCCACACGUGCAGAUGGCUUCCCACGAGUCACUCAACUCUGAGUCCAAGUCCAGCUCUCUCAACUCCAAACUUGGACAUGAGUCUGCAGGGUCUCCCUCGGCUGGGUCUCCCUCCCCCCCAAAGAGCGUCUGCUCCUCCAGCUCCACUUCCACUGACCAACACCACCACCACCAACUUGCGCAUGUCCUCAACGCUACCUCGAAAUUGACGGUCCGGGAAGGAACCAGAACCCUGCGCCCUGAUGAGCCUACACUAGUCCCUGGGGAGCACAUGGAGGGCACAGCCCGUGAGGUCACCUACCUCUGCCCCUACACAGGGCCCAAGAAGGGCACUCUCUCUGUCACAAAUUACCGCCUCUACUUCCGCAGCCCUGAGACCGACCCCCCAUUUGAGCUGGAGGUGCCCCUGGGAGUGGUUUCUAGAAUUGAGAAAGUGGGAGGGGCCAACACUAGUCGAGGUGAAAAUUCUUAUGGCAUUGAAAUAUUCUGUAAGGACAUAAGAAAUCUCCGAUUUGCACAUAAACAGACUGAUCCACUGUACUCUUCGCAACUUAACAGAGAAUUGAAUAUGACAGUAUUCAGAAGAUUCAGGAUCCUCCAAAAUUUUGGCGUUUUUGGAUCUGGUCCGAUAUACCAGGAGAAUCACUCACGGCGCAUGGUGACGGAGAAGCUACUGCAGUACGCUUUUCCUGCUUCUCACAAACUGCCAUUCUUUGCUUUUGAAUACUGUGAGCAGUACCCAGAAAAUGGCUGGACUGUUUAUGAGCCUAUUGCCGAGUUGAAGAGACAGGGUCUGCCCAAUGAAUCUUGGCGUAUCACAAGAAUAAAUGAGGACUAUGAGCUCUGUGAGACGUACCCUGCUGUGUGGGCAGUGCCAGCAGCCGCCUCAGACACAGACCUGCGCAAUGUGGCAGCCUUCAGAAGCAGAGGAAGAAUCCCGGUCCUGAGUUGGAUUCACCCUGAGAGCCAGGCCACCAUCACCAGAUGUGCUCAGCCCCUGGUGGGUGUGAGCGGGAAACGCAGCCGUGACGACGAAGCUUACAUUCAGCACAUUAUGGAUGCCAAUGCACAGAGUCACAAGAUCUUUAUCAUGGAUGCAAGACCAAGUGUAAAUGCUGUUGCCAAUAAGGCCCGAGGUGGAGGCUAUGAAAGUGAAGACGCUUACCAGAAUGCUGAAGUCCAGUUCCUUGACAUUCAUAAUAUUCAUGUCAUGAGAGAAUCCCUCCGCAAGCUGCAGGAGGUGUGCUACCCACACAUUGACAAUGCCCACUGGCUAAGUAAUCUUGAGGCAACACACUGGCUGGACCACAUCAGGUGUGUUUUGAGUGGAGCCCUUAGGAUUGCAGACAAAGUCGAAAGCCACAAGACCAGUGUUGUCGUCCACUGUUCUGAUGGAUGGGAUCGUACGGCUCAGUUGACAGCUUUGGCCAUGCUGAUGCUUGAUGGAUACUACCGCACCAUUCCAGGCUUUGCCGUCCUUAUUGAGAAGGAGUGGCUCAGUUUCGGCCACAAGUUUGCCCAGCGCAUUGGGCAUGGAGAUGACCGGCAUCAGGAUGAGGAUCGAUCACCAGUCUUUCUGCAGUUUGUGGACUGUGUAUGUCAGGUGAUGAAGCAGUUCCCGCAUGCAUUCCAAUUCACAGAGGAUUUGCUCAUCACUGUCUUGGAUCACUUGUAUUCCUGUCUAUUCGGGACUUUCCUUUAUAACAGUGAGAGAGAGCGAAUGGAAAAGGAAGUCAAGACCAAGACGGUGUCGCUGUGGUCACUCAUCCUCAGCAACCCCUCAGACUUCGAGAACCCCCUGUACAACCCCGCCACCCGCCACCAUGUUCUCUUUCCCCUCACUUCAAUGCGCCACCUGUGCCUUUGGGAUAAGUACUACUGCCGCUGGAACCCUUCCAUGCGCCCACAGGUACAAGAUGAUGUUUUUUUUUUUUUUUCAUAAAUGAACAACUUAGCCAUAAAUAAAGCCAUAGGUGCAUGUAAACCCAGUGUCUAGGAAGGUUCUUGAUUAGCCAGUCAUGAUUUAGACUGGCAUUUAUUAGUAUGUCAGAUGUAUGAUGCAUGUUGAAGAUAAUUAUCUUUCAUGGAGUCAUAUUUUUUGCUCCAAAUACAGUCAUCUGGGUUUUUAAAACCUUUAGCAACAAGUACUCAGAUGUAGAAAAAGCAUGAAUGAGAAUGAAUAUCUUCACAGUGUAGAUGUAUUUGGCCAGUCUUGAUUAUAUCUUCAUCAGAAAUGUGUGUAUCUCCAACAAAGAUAUAACUAAAACCUGUUAAAUAUAUCUCUUGUACUGUGAAGAUAUUCAAUCUUAUUCACACCUUUUCUGUGAUUGUUACAAUAAACACUGUUCAUGGACUCUAAUAUAUUGUGUUUAAGCCUAUCUGAAGCCUUCUUCCCCUCCCUCCCCUCCCCUCGUGAACCCCUCAGAGAAUGUUCAAAUAGUCCAGAUGUAAACACAGGUGUGCUUGUGCCUAUGUUUUUGUAAAGGAUUCCAUUGAUUUUUUUAUAUUAUUAUUGUCUUAGAGGACCAGAUAACGUUGAUAUAUAUACAGUAUAUAAUAUAUAAAUAUAUAUGACAG